ACCUAUACUGAAGUAAAUUUUCAAAGAGAUGGAAAAAAGAAAAUGGACUGCAAUUCAACAGGAAAGAUUAAUGCUUCAACAAAAAAAACAUGGUCCUUUUCCAGAUCCGCUUUACUCCAGAUUACAGUUUUGUGCAUCUUACUGGUAAUCAUCAUUGUCUUAUUUAUAUUAGUCAUACAGAAAACAGCAGACACAAUGAACAAAUCAAAAACAAAUUAUCAGGGCUUAUGUAACAUAAAUGGUACAUCUGAUGAUUGUAUCCAUGAUUUAAACUAUCAACUUCAAGAAUGCAAGAGUGAUAUGAAUAAAGCCCAACAGGAUUGUAAAAUUAAUGGAUGUGAUGGACAUGACAUCUUGAAGGACCACCUAAAGAAAACAUGUAGAAAAGAAUGGAGUACUGGAGAAAUGAACUGCUCCUUUUGCCCAACUGGAUGGUUACAGAAUUUCAGAAAAUGCUACUUCAUUUCUAAAGAAAAUAAAACAUGGUUGGAAUGCAGAAACAUCUGUAUUUCACAUAAAGCAGACCUCGUUAUAGUUAAGGAGAAAAAUGAACUGGAAUACCUGCAAUAUAUCAUGAAUGACGCAAAUGGAUUUUACUGGAUUGGACUGAGAAGAGAUUCCAGUGAGAUUUGGAGAUGGGUAGAUGGAUCUCCUUUUGAUGGAUCUUUGUUUCAAAAUGUUACUAGGCAUGGUGGCACUCAUGUUUUCAUAUCUAAGAAAACAACCUCAUCUGGCUUGCACUACACAAAGAAAAUGUGCAUUUGUCAAAGGUCAUCUGUUAUGGUGUAA
Molecule: messenger RNA, 789 nt
Organism: Polypterus senegalus (gray bichir)
Lineage: Eukaryota; Metazoa; Chordata; Cladistia; Polypteriformes; Polypteridae
Product: killer cell lectin-like receptor subfamily B member 1B allele B
Exons: 6
Coding region: 43-789 (248 amino acids)
Source: RefSeq, a predicted model, not a curated record